This is a messenger RNA of Zingiber officinale, 1826 nucleotides long. Its product is annotated as protein MANNAN SYNTHESIS-RELATED 1-like. The record is from RefSeq and is a predicted model, not a curated record. The transcript has 6 exons. The coding region runs from base 323 to 1564 and encodes 413 amino acids. Lineage: Eukaryota; Viridiplantae; Streptophyta; Magnoliopsida; Zingiberales; Zingiberaceae.
CAAAUUGCCAGCAGUCAGUCGCUUGCAAGUGGCUCUUUUAGCUGCUCGAGUGUCGGUAGGGCGAAGCUCGCCCAAAAGCUCCACAUCGGGCGACUGACUCCGAGCUCUCGUUCCAUCUUCUCCUGUUUCUGAACUCUGGUCUGUCUGUCCUUGUCCGGAUCUGAGCACCAGCGGCGAAACUUCGCUUCCAUUUUGCUCCUAUCUUGAUAUUGCCAAGCAGAUCUCUCGCGUCUUCUCAUUGUUAUUGUGGCUGAAGUAGCCUGUUGUUUGCUCCCGCUUUCCCUUUCUGCUUUUGCGUGUGGUGGGAGGAAUUUGGUGCGCAAUGGCGGUGGAUGCCAGGCAAGUGCUCGCCGGAUUCCUCACCAUGGCCAUGUUUAUCAUGCUCGGCAACAUGAUCAAGAGAGACCAUUUUGAUUCCGUUACGGUAACUGUGCAAGAAACAUCAAUCAUACAAUUUGAUGCAUUAAAGGAAGAACAGAAGUCUCUGAACCAAGCCUCUACCGAGAGCAUCCAAGAACUUAAACCUUGCUGGGCCAAGCCAGUUUCAAAAGAAGUAGAGCAGUCUAAAGGUUACAUUACAUUUUCCUUAACUGGAGGUCCUGAGCACCAUAUCUCACAGGUCACUGAUGCAGUUGUUAUAGUGAGGUAUUUGGAUGCUACCCUAGUGCUUCCUGACAUCAGAGGAAGUGAGCUUGGUCAAAAAAGGAAUUUUGAAGAUAUGUAUGAUGCUGAUAAGUUCAUUGCAAGCUUGGAUGGUGUUAUAAAAGUAGCAAGGGAGCUUCCUGCUGAAUUAACUGCUGAAAGUCCAUCUGUUGUCAAAGUACCCAAUAGGGUUUCAAGAGAAUACAUAGCCAACAAUGUUGAACCAAUCUUCCAAAGAAAUAGUUAUUUGAGACUUACAAGUGUCUUCCCAAAAAUCAAUUUGAAAGGAAAUGGCAAACCAAUUACCGAUUUGGAUUCAACUGCUUGCUUGGCUAUGUUUGGAAGCCUUGAAAUGAAGCGUGAGAUCUUGGAAGUGGCUGAACGAAUGGUUGAGAGACUAAAAAUACUUAGUCGCAAUACCGGAAGUCAAUUUAUUGCAAUUGACCUCAGGGUUGAUGUGCUAGAGAAAAAAGGCUGUAAAGAAAAAGGAAAUGGGAAAAAGCCUUGUUACUCUCCUCUGGAGAUCAGAGACUUUUUAAGAAAAGUUGGUUUCAAUGCAGACAGCACAAUUUACCUUACUGAGACUUGGUGGCACGAAAGUCUCAACCCCUUGAAGGAGAUGUUUCCAAAAACUUAUACGAAGGAUGAUCUAAUACCUGCAGAAAAGAAAGGUCAAUUUCUCCAACCAGGAGCUGCAGAACUACAGCGAGCUCUCGACUUCCAAAUAUGUUCCAAAAGUGAUGUGUUUGUGCCGGCCAUCUCUGGUCUGUUCUAUGGGAAUGUAGCCGGAAAAAGAAUAGCUUCAGGCCGCACGCAAAUACUUGUUCCAUCCAAGGUUUCCAGUUCCUCUCCCGUUGCAACUGAUUUCAUCUCAACUUACGUAUCCAAGAAGAACCAUCUUGCAUAUUCAUGUUUCUGUUAGUUAUUUGGAGCAAGAACUUCUGAAGCAGCAGAGAGCUUGUUCUGGAAUCGCUUCUAAUUAGCUUUUCUUCUUCGCAAUGUGAUUUUGGUCCUGAAAGGCAGAGUGAAUUGUGUUAUUUAAUGCAACUGCCACACUAUUCGUGUCGACUAUGUAAAAUAAAAGGUCAUAGAGUUGUUUCGAUCAAAUUUAAAAUUACAAGUUAUCAAAUGGGAACAUUCAACUUUAUCGAGUUUUAGAAAAUAUUUAUCAUUUUUUAUUUUAA